AUGAAAUUCUCAGACAUUCUUUUUUCUACUUCAGCUGUGAUGAUGGUCAAUGCGUUACCAUCAAACAUUCUUUUCCCCAAACGUCAAGUCCUCGAAGAUUACAAUAUAAUUUCCGUCCAAGGGUCCUCCUCCACCUCCACUCUCUCCGCCGUCCCAACUUCUUCUUUAAACUCUACCUCACAGUACAAUCUAAACAACUCUACUGCAACUCUUAACUCCACGCUUCUCCAGAAUUCAACAACAACAACCCUUGCGCCUUACACAAACGCAACUGUAGUCGUUACAGAGUUCGGCACUCCUGUUACAAAAACAGUUUUGUCUAUAGUCACACAGGUCGUCAUUGUAGACUCUGACGGGAACGUCAUCACAGGAGAGUAUAAUGAUGCCGGCGCAAAUGAAAAUUCAGUUGCAGCAAGUGUGUCGUCGGGAGCUGGCUCCCAAGUGGUUACCGUGAGUGUGGAUGCGGCUUCAGCAGCUGCAACUUCAAGCUCUGACAGCAGUUCAAGUAGUAGCACUAGUGUUUCGGCUGGUUCCGAUACAAGCAGUUCUAAUGGUUCUUCUGAUUCCAGUGGUUCCAACAGUUCUUCUGGGUCAAGUUCUACAAGUAAUUCUUCUGGAUCUUCUGAUUCUUCCUCAAACUCUUUGGGAUCUUCUGAUUCUUUGUCCUCUUCUUCUUCCAGUUCUUCCGAUUCUUCUUCUUCUUCGUCUAACACUUCCUCCGGCACAUCUUCCUCUUCUUCUGGUUCUGGUUCAGGUUCUUCUGAAACUUCAGCAAACACCUCUUCCUCUUCUUCCAGUGCUUCUUCUGAUUCAUCUUCUACAAACAAUGAAUCUUCUGGCUCUUCUGGAUCUUCAAGCAACACCGGCUCUUCCUCUUCUCCGUUGGCUACUCUUUCUGCAAAUCUCCAAUUAGUGCCUGUGUCCAGCUCUACUUCUACUUCAUCCUCUGACGAAUCGACCAAGUCUUCUGUCAUUGAGUCUACUAUUUCUUCUUCUUCUUCUUCUUCCUCUGGCUCCAAUGCCAUUGAGUCAUUCUCUUCAUCUGGUUCUAACACUAUUCUUUCUUCCUCUGGUUCUAACACCAUCGAGUCUUCUUCCUCUUCUUCUACUUCCACCUCUGUUUCCUCUUUUUCAAGCGAUUCUCCAUUUUUUGUAGCUGUCACUACCAUUCUCCCAGGUUCUGCUACUAUCCCCACAUCCUCUCCAGCCUCUCCUUCUUCUCCUUCAUCUUCUUCAUCUACUUCCCCCUCUCUUGCCUCAAAUGCUGACUCAGCUGCAGAAAUCACCUCCAAAAUUAGUGGUCUUGUUUCUUCCUCAUCUUCUUCCAUCAUCACACACAGCGCCUACUUAAAUGCCACCGUGACCACUGCUGCCUCAACUGCCUCAACUAUCUCUUCUAACUCUACAGUUUUGGCCCACAGUAUUUCUUCAUCUACUGCCACUGCUCUCUCAACCUCCACAUUUUCCACCCUGAACGCAACUAUGGAAUUCGCCCUUAAACACACACAUUCUGCUUCUGCUACUUCUGCUACUUCUGCUGCUACAACUACGGCCCCUGCAUCGUCUACUGCUGCUCCAAGCCUUUCUAAGCUUGUUGAGACAUCAAAGACUAAUGUAAGCACUGUGUCUUCUUCUGCUACUGAUGAAAGUAGUAGCUUUUCUGCAGUCACUUUGUCCCUUGGAAGCAUUGUGGCUGCCAACUUUUCAACUGAAAUUUCUGGAUCUGCUGAUAAAUCAACUGCUUCAAUCUCAUCUGUUGAGUAUUCUACUUCUUUGUCAGAUGCAUCUGUAACUGAAUCUGCUGUUGCUUCUGCUAUUGAGUCUUCAGUUGAGUCUACUAUUGCUUCAUCUGUUAGCUCUUCAGCGGAAGUUCCCACAGAGUCCUCCUACAUUUCUUCUUCAGAAAGUUCCAGUGCUGCUCCAAUUGUGUCUUCAGUUGAAUCUUCAGUUGACCCUACUACAGAAUCCAGUGUUAUUUCUGAGUCUACUGCUAUUUCUUCCUCAUCUACUGAUUUAUCCUCAUUUUUUUCUGUGGAAUCUUCUGUUGAAUCUGAUCCCAUUUCCUCCACUUCAGUUUCAUCAUCUUCAUCUUCUUCUUCCUUUUCUGCCACAACCAUUGAUUCCUUGGAAUCUUUUACAGAUGCUGCCUCUGUCAAUGUUGCCAACAAACAAAACGAAAUCACUAUUGUUGCUACUGAUAGUUCUUCAGCCUCCUCCUCCUCCUCCUCCUCCUCUUCUUCUUCUGAGUGGAUUGUAUCGGCUGCUACUCUUUCGGUUAAUGCCGUUGAACCAUCAGCCGCACAACCAUCCAGCAGCACUGCAGACCCUCAAAGCUCCACAGGUGCGGCAUCAACAGCUGCUGAUAGUGCGGCAGACGUUGUGGUGGCCUUGGGUGCCGGGGCAACAGACGCAGCGGGACAGGUUAUAAAUACUGUACAACAGCAAACGUCCGUUAGUGUACAGACUGUCAACUUUGAUCCCACAACAACUAGCUCAUCCUCCUCUUCAGCGGUUGUUGUUGUGGUCGAGACUCCAGUUCAGGAAGCUCAAACUUCAACCUCGUCAACUUGGGUCCCUGAAGCCGUGCCUACCACUUCAUCUACCACUUAUACUCCUGAGGCUGUUCCUACGACUUCUUCUACUUCUACCCCUGAAGCUGUGCCUACAACUUCUUCUACUUCUACACCUGAUGCCGUGCCUACAACUUCAACAACAUCUACACCUGAUGCCGUGCCAACAACUUCUUCCCAAGUCAUUGCCACGACCUCGUCCACAGCUGCUGCCGCGUCCACGACCACCUCAACAUCUUCUGACGGCUGGACCGAUUACGACUACCCUGGAGAUGAUGGGUUGUUCAAGUUUACACCUCGGUCGCUGAGUUACACGCCAUUCAACAAUGAUACGUCUUGUCGUAGCACUUCCGAGAUUGCGCAGGACCUUGCAGAUCUCUACAACAAGGGGAUUCGAGAAUUGCGUCUGUACGGUGCAGACUGUGACGCAAUUAACACCAUUCUGUCACCGGCAAAGGCCCAGGGCCUUACAGUCAUUAUGGGAUUCUACGUAACUAGCGCAGGCGUCGACGUGGUCGAUAGCGAAGUUGAGUCUUUUAUUUCGUGGGCUCAAAGUUCCGGAGACAUUGAUGUGGUUACGGCCGUGGCUAUUGGAAACGAGGCAGUGACAAAUGGCUGGGUGACUGCAGAUGAUCUUGCAAGCAAGAUGGAAAGUGUGCGGUCAAAACUGCAAUCUGAGAUUGGAUUCACAGGCCCCGUCAUCACGUCGGAGAUUGUGGGGAUUUACCAGAGCUACCCACAGCUGUGCACGUCGAGUGCAGCAGAUUACGUGGGUGUCAAUAUUCACCCGUACUUUGAUUCGGGUAUUGCUGCUGACCAGUCGGGUGACUUUAUGCUGGCACAGGUACAGCUGGUCAAGGACGCAUGCGGACGCUCGGAUGUCAAGGUUCUGGAAACUGGGUACCCACACGACGGUAACACAAAUGGAUUGCAGGUGCCGUCGGAUGUGAAUCAAGGUAUAGCAGUGACUCAGAUUUAUAAUGCGCUACAGGGCGAUGUUUAUAUGUUUUCAAUGUGGGAUGAUCAUUGGAAAGACGCGGGCAAUUAUAACGUCGAGUGGUACUUUGGAUUGUUUUACCGGUUCCCAUAA
This is a messenger RNA of Magnusiomyces paraingens, 3660 nucleotides long. RefSeq lists its product as uncharacterized. The transcript has a single exon. Gene Ontology annotation, molecular function: 1,3-beta-glucanosyltransferase activity; glucan endo-1,3-beta-D-glucosidase activity. Bases 1 to 3660 code for a protein of 1219 amino acids. The record is from RefSeq and is a predicted model, not a curated record. Gene Ontology annotation, cellular component: fungal-type cell wall; extracellular region; cell surface. NCBI's taxonomy places the organism in Eukaryota, Fungi, Ascomycota, Dipodascomycetes, Dipodascales, Dipodascaceae. Gene Ontology annotation, biological process: cell wall organization.